ACUACGCAUUGAGAAGAGAUAGUCGUGUUACGGGAUAAAAGUGCCGCUUCAGUUGGAUAAAGAUACAACCGUUUAUUUUAUUACUUUUUGAUCGAUAGUUAAACUUAACCCCAAUUCAACCUCAUCAUGUCUGUCACCAGUUUAGACACAGCCGAAAAUUUUCAAAAUUUUAUUAGAACACCUGUUUUAACGGUAAUCCAUUUUUCUGCUGACUGGGCAGAACAAUGUAAGCAAGUCACAGAGGUCCUGAAAGAACUGGCGAAGCUACCCGAAGUACAAUCCAGUGGUAGCAAAAUAGCUAUUUGUGAUGCUGAAAAGUUAUCUGAAGUUUCAUUGCAGUUCAAGAUCGACUCCGUACCAACAGUCAUUUUGUUCAGAAAUGGAGCACAGGUAGAUAGAGUGGAUGGUGCUGAUGCGGCACAAAUAUCUUCCAAAGUAAAAGCUCACAGUGCUAAUAAGACUGCCCUCGGAGAUGUUGCUCCCUUGAAACUUGAAGAUAGACUGAAAGCAUUGAUCAAUAGACAUGAUGUAAUGGUGUUCAUGAAAGGCAAUAGAGAUCAGCCUAGAUGUGGCUUCAGUAAAACUUUAAUUCAAAUUCUUAAUGGAACUGGGGUGUCUUAUGACACAUUUGAUAUAUUGACUGAUGAAGAGGUGCGCCAAGGCCUAAAGGAGUAUUCAGAUUGGCCUACUUACCCACAACUAUAUGUCAAAGGAGAACUAGUUGGAGGAUUAGACAUAAUCAAAGAGCUCCAAGCAAAUGGAGAACUAGAUGCUACUUUGAAGCCUUAAUGAAAUGUUUAUGUCAUUGUAGGUAUUUUAAUUUAUUGCAAUAAAUGAUUGGUUUUGAUAAAUAAA
Messenger RNA from Spodoptera litura, 855 nucleotides. It is a transcript of the gene Grx3, whose product is annotated as Glutaredoxin 3. The record is from RefSeq and is a predicted model, not a curated record. Gene Ontology annotation, cellular component: cytosol; nucleus. NCBI's taxonomy places the organism in Eukaryota, Metazoa, Arthropoda, Insecta, Lepidoptera, Noctuidae. Gene Ontology annotation, biological process: intracellular iron ion homeostasis.